Nerophis ophidion (straightnose pipefish) is the source of this 4255-nucleotide messenger RNA. RefSeq names its product myotubularin related protein 10 (gene mtmr10). The coding region runs from base 471 to 2810 and encodes 779 amino acids. The record is from RefSeq and is a predicted model, not a curated record. The transcript has 16 exons. NCBI's taxonomy places the organism in Eukaryota, Metazoa, Chordata, Actinopteri, Syngnathiformes, Syngnathidae.
AGGGCGGGACGUUGCUGCCGUCCAAACAUGGCCGUUAAGCAGUUUACGGCAUCUGCUCCUGCGUUUGGCUGAGGAAGCCAUUGGCGGUUGGUACUUUAGUAACAGGUGGCCAAUAAAAUGUAGACGCCUAACAGACGCCUCUGUACUGUCGUAGCGGACUAAAAGUUGAGCGGUAACAGUAUUUACAAACUUUACUCCGCACUUGACGCUAACUAGCGCGACCAGCUAACACCGACGUUAACUUGGGUCAACUUUUUCCAAAGCAGCUAGCAUGGAGGAACACUUUAGUUCUACCAAGAUAUCUGCAUGAUUAUUCUUCUAUUUAAAGAUGCUUUUGGGUCAACCUUCAGGCGGACUUUGACUUUUUGAAGGCUCAGUUCGAGCUGUUUUUCCACUGGCAGCGAAGGGAACAAGCGCUUUUCUCAACGCCCAGGCAUCUAGGAAGCUGAGCGGCAGGGCGGACAUAAACCAUGUUUUCUGUAAAACCCAUAAAACCAACCUUCAAGUGUUAUCUUCCGCCUUUGCAGGGUGAAGUGAAGAAAACCAUCGACCCACCAAUAAAAAAGUUGGAGCCCAAACUACUUCCAGGGGAGAUAGUUGUAAAUGAGGCCAACUUUGUGAGAAAAUGUAUUAGUCCUGAAAGCAGCCAAGAUGACCUUUGGGGGAAGUUGAUAUGUACCAACUUUAAGGUCUCCUUCAUCCCUCAAGAUUCUCCAACUAAACAGAAGUCCCAGCUAUCCCACUUGCUGCUUGGAGACCAUGAUGUCCCUUUGACAUGUUUAGAACACGUAGUAACCGUGAAUGAUACGAAGGGAAAGAAAAAGGUGUUGGGGUCAAACCAGAAGCUCAAGUUUAACCCCACUGAGCUCAUCCUUUACUGCAAAGACUUGCGGAUUAUAAGGUUCUGCUUUGAUGAGGCUGGGCCCGAGAGUGCUAAAAAAGUUUGUCUGGCCAUUGCUCACUACUCCCAUCCAGCUGAUCUCCACCUGCUGUUUGGCUUUGAGUACCAGGGGCGGCGUUACCAUGAAUGUAAAGCUGAAACACUCAAUGGGUCUGUCCCACGAGGUGGAUUGCAGACAGCAAUAUUUGAUCGUCCGUCUGACUGGGAUAGAGAGAUCAAGAGAACGGGUGCCUCUGAGUGGAGAGUGUGCUCUAUCAACGAGUUUUAUUGCGUUUCCUCAAGCCUUCCAGAGUUCAUUGUUGUUCCCGUUUCUCUAGCAGACCAGGAUUUGAAGCAGUACUCUAUUUACUUUACUGACAACCGCCUUCCACUUUGGUGCUGGAAUCACCCCAAUGGAAGUGCUCUUCUGCGCACGGCCAGUGUGUGUGACCCAGUCCAGCAGAGGAAGAUUGAGCAGAGGAUCAUCACUGCCAUCACAAAAAGCAACUUACAGUGCAGCGAAGUCUUCAGUUCAGAUCUGGACAAGUGUCUGCCCAACAUCCAGGACAUCCAAAGUUCAUUCAUUAAAAUCCGACAAAUCUGCGUCAUAGAUCCUUUUGAGGAGUCUGAGGAAAGGUGGUUUUCAUCCAUGGAAAACUCUCGAUGGCUUGAGUAUGUCAGAGCCUUCCUGAAGCAUGCAGCUGAGAUGGUUUACCAUUUAGAAGGGAGGAAUGUUUCAGUCAUUCUCCAAGAGGAAGACGACAGAGACCUGAACUGUGUGGUGUCCUCCUUGGUGCAGCUCAUGUUGGACCCUCACUAUCGGAGCUUUUUUGGCUUUCAGAGUUUGGUGCAGAAGGAGUGGGUGAUGGCUGGCCAUCGCUUCCUGGAUAGAUGCAACCACUUAAAAAAGAAUGACAAAGAGGAGCCUCUUGUGCGUUUUGUUUUCUCUCUUUCCUUUUUUGUGAAGUCUCCUGUAUUCAUGCUGUUCUUGGACUGUGUGUGGCAAAUGAUGAACCAGUAUCCAGCUGCAUUUGAGUUCACAGAAACCUACCUGACCGUGCUUAGUGAUAGCAUGUGGAUCCCACUCUUCAGCACUUUCCUCUUCAGCUCUUCUAAACAGCGUGCGCAAUACUUGAUGGACUUUGCUAGGAACAAAGCGAUCCCGCAAGGGGAGGAUCCAGUUGUGUACUUCCCCCCUGUUUGGAACUGGUCACAGCAAUUCUCCUUGAAAGACCAAACUCUGUUCAAUAACCCUAUGUAUGUUGGCAAAGGAGCUUCCUGUGUUCUCAAUGGGGAAGUGAAAUGCUUUAAGCGCACAAAGAAAUAUGGUUCCAUCUUGCGAGGAGCCUCUGUAUCCCUGCGUAACGGACUGAGAGGCCCCACGGAUGGUCUUACCCGACGAAGCUCUUUGGGGUCAGAGCUAAAGCCCGAGUUCUCAGUGAUGAAAGAAGUGGUAGAGAGCCCGUCCGAGCGUUUCUUUAGGGACUGGUUCUCUCGCCCUGCCGACCAACAGGGUCUUUUGAUUCCGCUGCUCACGCCAUCUCACGUGACCCUUUGGAAGCUCUUCUUUCUCCGCUGGGUGCCAGAAGCCUGCAUUCCUAUGGGGGGAUCCAUCACUGCGUACCACAAGCUCUCCCAGCUGGUGGAUGAAAUAGAGAUGUUGCGGGACCACCUCAGGCAGUACAAGGCACCUACUCCAGGUGGCACACCUCACCCGAGUUCAAGAGGCCCCCCUGCUGCCCAAAGGCGGAUGUACUUUAAGGCAGCUUCCCCAACGGAUUCCCCUCCAGAAUUCCUUUCCUCCACCUUCCCUUUCACCCCUGUGGGAAACCUGUGCCGCCGCAGUAUCCACGGGACCCCUAUCAGCAAAUUUCUGAAUGGAGCGAGGAUCUGGCUGUCCACAGAGACGCUUGCUAAUGACUCCUUCUAAAAAUCUAUGCUUAUUUAAAUUCCUGUUACCACUCUUAAAUAUACAGAUGACUAAUAGAGAAAUAAUUUCUUACUUCUUUAUUUUUUGUAUGCAACAAUUACAACUUGUAUCAUUGAUGCAGCAUCAAAAUCUGAGGCCCUUUUUUUAUAACUGGAAGAGCAUCAACAGUUUCCCCCACCGUACAAGUUUAACAAUUUAGAAUGGAGAGGUACAGUACAUCUUUCCAUGGCUAUUGUGCCCUCAUGCUGUGAAAACAUAGAUUUUUGUUUAUUUUCACACUCAAAUCUCACUUCAAUGUUUCUUUAGCUAACAGCUCUUUUGUAAUAUUUUAUGAUCAUCAAAUGCUGCAUAUAGGGAAUUUAUGAUUGGAUUAUGUGCUCAUUAAUGUGUGGGAUUGAUGUAGCAACAAUGAUUGCUUUUUCCUACACUGAUUUCACAGUUUCCCUUCUAUGAAAUGUAUUGAAGAUCUUCAACUUUGGCUUUUAUUCCUCAAUUCUCAAAGGAACAUAACACUACUAACCUGUGUCAAGAGGUGGAAGCAAGAUGGAACUUUGUCAGUUGAAUGUAAUGGUCAAUGUCUGUGUGAAAGCGUGUAAACUUCAAGCUACUUGCAAGUUCUAUUGCUUGUGUUAGGCCAUUUCUGUUUUUUAGCACAUAGUGUGAAUUCAGGGUGUCAUUUUUAGCUCUUUAUAGCAAACAUAAAAAAACAUUCACACUUAAAGGGGAAAAUGUAAUUUGUUAUGACUUCAAUAUGAAGUUGAUAUUGUCUUUCAUUUGAGAGCCCCUUAGAGGCCUUAAGCUAUUAACCAGUACUUUUUUCUAACUGCUGAACCAAAGAGUGGUUUGUGAAAUAGUAAGUUGAUUCAUCAGUGUGAUGCUCUAAAAAGGUGUUGAUAAGCUUGUAGUAUCUAAUUUCAGAAUGACCCAUAAAUGUAAUAUUCUUUGGCAAUUAUGUGCUGGAGUGAGUGCUGCCCUGAAAGAAUGCUAUUAAUUGCACAUUUUACUCUAUUUGUUUUAAAGAUGGUUGAUUAUUAUUUUUCUUUUUUUUAAAUAGAUAUUGUAUAUGCUUAAAUGUUUCAGUUAAUAUUUUGAGCAAUGGUACUAGACAUAACUAAUACUAAUUUAUAUGAUUUAUCUUUUCACCCUUUUCAUUGUUUGACUAUCCUCUGCUGUAUUGUAUGACAACUGUGUCUCCACUGUGACUCAGUUCGAUAUUGAUUAGCAGUACUUUUUAUUUAUUCACAUUAUGCAAAUUAUCUCUAAGUGGAGGGAAAUGGUUUUUCUUAGUCUAGUGCCUUUGGAAGAUUUCAGAAUCAUACUCUGUAUCUGGUGAUUUGAAUCAAGUCUUAAACUGUUAACAGGUACCGCACUGAGAAGGUUUUCCUGGUAGUGAAGGGGGUUCAAACAUGUACAAAUGACUAAUUAAUACAUUGGUUUUCAGCUGA